This is a messenger RNA of Alosa alosa (allis shad), 1137 nucleotides long. It is a transcript of the gene homer3b, whose product is annotated as homer scaffold protein 3b. The record is from RefSeq and is a predicted model, not a curated record. Gene Ontology annotation, biological process: regulation of store-operated calcium entry; G protein-coupled glutamate receptor signaling pathway. The transcript has 7 exons. Gene Ontology annotation, cellular component: plasma membrane; postsynaptic density; dendrite. Bases 1 to 825 code for a protein of 274 amino acids. Gene Ontology annotation, molecular function: G protein-coupled glutamate receptor binding. NCBI's taxonomy places the organism in Eukaryota, Metazoa, Chordata, Actinopteri, Clupeiformes, Clupeidae.
AUGUUUGGUGACCCCUGUGUCCUUCCACAGUUUGCAGACCAGUUUAAAGAAAUAAGAGAAGCUGCUCGACUGGCCAGAGAAAAGUCCCAGGAGAAGUUUGAGUUGACGAAUCCAGGCCUCAACAUUGCUGCCCCACAGCUCUCCCAGGAGUUGGGUGAGGAGCGGCACUCACCCCCCCUGCUGACUGUCAAUGGACCCGGAGGAGAGACGGACAAACUGUUCCGCAGCAAGAGCGCCGACAUGGAGCUCACCGCAGAGAAGGAGCGCAUCAAGAAGAUGCUGUCGGAAGGGUCCAUCUGUGAGAUCAACAUGGAGGCGGAGCUCUUCACUCUCCAGGACAGCAACGGCAAGCUGGUCGCCGCACUGCACGAGGCCAACACCAGCGUGGAGCAGUGGAAGAACCAGCUGGCACAGUACCAGGAGGAGACCGAGAGACUCCGAGAACAGGUGGCAGAGCUGGAGCAGGUUGGUCGCCCUGAGGCAGGCGAGGCCGCGGGCAGAGACCAGCUGAGCCGCUCAUUGGACGAGCUGGAGGAGCUGCUGAAGGCCAAAGACCAGGAAAUCCACAGUCUGCAGAGCAAAAAAUCGGACGUCCAUGAAUUGGAGAAGGAGAAGGAGGGGGCCCAGGAGAGACUGCAGGAUCUGGAGGUGAAGAAUGCGGAGCUCGAGCAGCGUGUGCAGGUGGCGGAACAGACGCUGGCGUCCUCGCGGGACGAGCACGGCCAGGCGGAGAACGAGGUGCGGCGCAUCAUUGGCCUCCUGGACGUCAAGAUCGCCGACCUCAACGACAUCCGGCAGAGUAUCGCCAAGCUCAUCGACAAAUAGUUGUGUCCUUGGAGCCGGAGAGGAAGAACUCGGCUCAGGACAUUUGCACUGAGACUGGGGUGGGGAGGGGCUAGCACGCUCCAGCGUGUCCUCAAACACCCUCACUAAGCGCACACACACACACAAUACACACACACACACGCACACACAAAUACGUGCACACUUACACACACGCACAUAUACACACACGCACGCACUAAAGAAAUGCCCUUGUUGAUCUGUGGUGUUGGGUAGGCUGCAUUAUCAAUCUCAAUACUCUCUUCAUCUGUCUCUUUGCUUUCUUCUAUAGUUGAAUUAUGGGAAGAACUUUGU